Messenger RNA from Dovyalis caffra, 522 nucleotides. The record is from the annotation of a GenBank genome assembly. Lineage: Eukaryota; Viridiplantae; Streptophyta; Magnoliopsida; Malpighiales; Salicaceae.
AUGGGUUCGCCUUUUCAUUCAAGAUCCAUCUCUUCAAUGGCUUUUCUUUGGGCAACUUUCUUGUUUCUAACUCUCUCAACAUCUUCGGUCGUCAAUGCAGAUGACACACCAACUGUAUACGAAGUUCUCCAAGAAUACGACUUUCCAAUCGGUCUCCUUCCCAAAGGAGUAACGAGCUACGAGUUUGACAACUCCACAGGUAAGUUCACAGUCCAUCUUAAUAGCACUUGCUCCUUCAAAGUCGAUUCAUAUGAGCUCAAGUACAAGACUACUAUUAAGGGUGUGCUAGCCAAAGACAAGCUCUCAAAAUUGAGUGGGAUCCAAGUUAAGGUGCUCAUUUUGUGGCUUAGUAUUACUGAAGUGAUCCGUGAUGAUGAUGAGCUCGAGUUUUCUGUGGGGAUUGCUUCCGCUAAUUUUGCUGUGAGUAAUUUUGAUGAGUGCCCCUCUUGUGGAUGUGGCUUUGAUUGUAAAGAUGUCAACUUGAGGAAAAUUAGGCCCAACAAUCCAUUUUCUUCUUUUUAG